This is a messenger RNA of Penaeus monodon (black tiger shrimp), 1503 nucleotides long. RefSeq lists its product as uncharacterized. The transcript is spliced from 5 exons. The coding region runs from base 588 to 1247 and encodes 219 amino acids. NCBI's taxonomy places the organism in Eukaryota, Metazoa, Arthropoda, Malacostraca, Decapoda, Penaeidae. The record is from RefSeq and is a predicted model, not a curated record.
GUUUGAAAACUAAACCUAAUUUAUAGAAAUACAGUGCGAAAAUUCUAGAUACUUAGUGCCAAGUGGUUUGUCGCCAAAUAAUUGUUCUACAGAAGAGUAUAUGGCGAUAUAUGCCAACGGAACACACGUGCACGAAGGAGUCUCUACGUAGAGAGAGAGCGGAGUAGUGGAGACUGGGUCACCCAAGGAGAUGCACUGGGGACCGCUCUGUCUUGUCGUGUGAUACUUUUAUUGUGAAUCUGUGCGUUUGACUGCACGUGUGCUGUUGAUGUGAACUUUGGUUGAACAGAAGAUUUCGAAUCAGGUGAAAAGAAUCCAGGAAGGCGAUUGCGUCAUUGUACCGCAUGCUGUCUGUGUGCUGAAUGCAGUUCGAGGUCGUGGAUCAGAGUUGGAGAUUGUAACCAUUAAUUGAAAUCCUCAAAAGCAUAGAUACCCAGUGGAAAAAUAUUCUUCAAUAAUUCAAAAGGAAAGUCAAAAGAAAGCGUUUGUGAAGACCUCGACUCAAGUCCUCUCCCUGUGGCGUCUGAGAGUGAAAACGAACAGCCUGCGACUCUCUCCCAACACAGCAACAGCAGCAGGAGCGCAAGAUGGGUCCAGAUCGGCACAGGCGAUUCGUCGUGUUGAUUUUAGUGUCCUUGUUUUUCCUCGUGACGUCAUGGCUGGAGGAGGAGUCCGGCGAGUCGGGACAGGGGUUACGAGCUUCCGUCAGGAUAGCAGCCAGACGACUCAGCCGGGCCAUCGGAGGCGCUGAAGACAGAAAACACGCCAGGGGCCAGCGCAAGGGAGAUCGACCGUUUAUGGACGACGAGGACGAAAACAACGACGGAUUCAUCAACAGCUUGUACCGCGACGAUGACGACGACGACGAGGACGAGGACAACGAGGACAAGCCGUCGUAUGCGAAAACCUUCCGGGCGAAAUCACGGAUGUAUGUCAGAACCACGACCUUCCACUUCGACCUCUACUCAUGCCUCCCGAGGUUCAUCUGCGAAGUUCACGCUCAGCCUCCGGGCGCCGACCUCACCGAACUGGAGAAGGACAUCAUCGCUCUCUUCAGGAACUACGUCGUGAUGGAAGGACCCGGUUCCCCUGUUUAUUCGUACCAGCUGGCGGCACACAUGGGCCAGCUGGCGACAGGGAUAGAUCCUUCACCCUGCCACGGCCUCUAUCCAUCCUGUCCUCUAUCCCGACCGCAGCUGCUUGACGUCCUGAGGAACGUGCGGAGUUCAAGGAGGAUGUUCUAUUAACCGGACGCACGCCCCCCCCCCUCUAUUCUCUUUGGCCCACGCCAUUCCCGUGAAUGGAAACCUCCCUCAGUGUCCUGUCUCGAAUUUGUUAAAAGAGUGAAAUGAUUUAAGGAUUCUCUGGAAAUGUAUUGUGUAUAUUCGGUACUUCGGAGUCCAAUGUUUAUUCGCGUAGUUGUGUGUGUGUGUGUGUGUGUGUGUGUGUGUGUGUGUGUGUGUGUGUGUGUGUGUGUGUGUGUGUGUGUGUGUGUGUGUGUGU